Messenger RNA from Homarus americanus (American lobster), 2895 nucleotides. RefSeq names its product chitotriosidase-1-like. Gene Ontology annotation, molecular function: chitinase activity; chitin binding. Gene Ontology annotation, cellular component: extracellular region. The coding region runs from base 702 to 2363 and encodes 553 amino acids. Gene Ontology annotation, biological process: carbohydrate metabolic process; chitin catabolic process. NCBI's taxonomy places the organism in Eukaryota, Metazoa, Arthropoda, Malacostraca, Decapoda, Nephropidae. The record is from RefSeq and is a predicted model, not a curated record. The transcript is spliced from 10 exons.
UUGAAUCUACACUCCUGGCAAAAACAAUAUACUUUAUCCACUGUGUUCGGAGAUUGGAGAAAAGAGAGAAGAGAAAGAAUAAGAAACGCCAAAAUGAGGGUGUAAACCUGAUCGAAGAAUCUACAAUGAGAUGACUUGGAUACCUUGAGAGAGAGAGAGAGAGAGAGAGAGAGAGAGAGAGAAAACAAGAUGAAAAAAAACAAUGUAAGUGAAUCCAGGAGAGACAAGAAAAAAAAGAGUUGGGAGAUAGCUAAAACUACGUAUCUUACAACAUUUAGAAGACUAAAGAGAAGGGAGAACUCCUGUGGACAUGGAUGGAUGGAAAAGAUGCUUUUUCUUUUGACUACCAUGUUUAGUUCUUUGAUCCAGUCUGUCAAGAUUUUCCCCAAAACUAACAGACUUAAGCAAUAUUUGAAUCAAUUUUAUGCGAUAUUUUAUCAUCCAUAGAAAGGUGUAUCAAUAACAACGUAUAGUGAUAAAGAUACAAUAUUUGGAGAUGGAAUGUAGUGUGUUUAAAGUUAUGGUGUAUGAGUAGUGACCGGCCCACUGAGUGUGUUGUGUUGAGGUGUAAUCGUGACCAUACAACUCGUAAACCACAUUUAGAUGACCGUGUUGCAGGGCACAACUCACACAGGAUUCAUGUUGCAACAUUUACAGCCACAGACCGCUAUUGACUUCCUAUUUUGUGCCCAGAGAGCGUGAUGGUGUGCUACAUGGCGUCUUGGGCUGUGUAUCGCCAGGGGCCCGGUAUGUUCGAUGUAGAAGACGUUGAUCCCAACAUCUGCACUCACCUUAUUUUUGCCUUUGCUGGUAUCACCACUACAGGAGAGAUAAACGUGCUCGACCCGCAUCAUGAACUCUGUGACAACGGCGGAGAGUGUGCCUACAAUAGGUUCACUGCCCUUAAGAAGCAAAACCCUGAGUUGAAAACACUUCUAGGCGUCGGGGGCUGGGAGGACGGCUCUGAGAAAUACUCUAAGAUGGCUGCGGAUCCUUCCAUGAGGAAGAUUUUCAUAGACACUUCCAUAGCACUCCUGAAGGAACACAACUUCGAUGGAAUAGACUUGGACUGGGAGUACCCAACCAUGCGUGGUGGGAUACCUGAAGACAAGGAGAAUUAUGUGAUCUUACUGAGUGAAAUACACGACGCGCUACACGCCGAGGGGAUGAUCCUGACAGCUGCCGUAUCAUCAGCCAAAGACAAAAUUGAUUUUGGUUAUGACGUGCCGGGGAUAGCCAUGUACGUAGACCUGUUGAACCUCAUGACCUACGACCUGCACGGUUCUUGGAAUGACUACGUUCACCACCAGUCAGGGCUCUACCCUACUAUAAGGACACCGGCGGUAACAAAGACCUCAACGUUUUCAAGAAUUGAUGAGGUCAAGGAUCGCGCCUCCCCGAGUUUAAGCCCACAACCUGUGAUGGAUCCUAAACCUCAGCAGUCCCUGAGCAAAUAUAUUCAUAAAAUAGUAUACUGGUGCCCAGAGAGCGUGAUGGUGUGCUACAUGGCGUCUUGGGCUGUGUAUCGCCAAGGGCCCGGUAUGUUCGAUGUAGAAGACGUUGAUCCCAACAUCUGCACUCACCUUAUUUUUGCCUUUGCUGGUAUCACUACUACAGGAGAGAUAAACGUGCUCGACCCGCAUCAUGAACUCUGUGACAACGGCGGAGAGUGUGCCUACAAUAGGUUCACUGCCCUUAAGAAGCAAAACCCUGAGUUGAAAACACUUCUAGGCGUCGGGGGCUGGGAGGACGGCUCUGAGAAAUACUCUAAGAUGGCUGCGGAUCCUUCCAUGAGGAAGAUUUUCAUAGACACUUCCAUAGCACUCCUGAAGGAACACAACUUCGAUGGAAUAGACUUGGACUGGGAGUACCCAACCAUGCGUGGUGGGAUACCUGAAGACAAGGAGAAUUAUGUGAUCUUACUGAGUGAAAUACACGACGCGCUACACGCCGAGGGGAUGAUCCUGACAGCUGCCGUAUCAUCAGCCAAAGACAAAAUUGAUUCUGGUUAUGACGUGCCGGGGAUAGCCAUGUACGUAGACCUGUUGAACCUCAUGACCUACGACCUGCACGGUUCUUGGAAUGACUACGUUCACCACCAGUCAGGGCUCUACCCCUACUAUAAGGACACCGGCGGUAACAAAGACCUCAACGUUGACUUUGCUGUCAACUACUGGAUACAGCAAGGAAUGCCGAGCACCAAGAUAGCGGUGGGUGUACCUUCGUACGGCCGCUGCUGGACGCUUGACGACCUUAGUCAGACAGACUAUUACUCCCCAGCGAGCGAGCCAGGAGAACCUGGGCCCUGGACCAACUCUGCAGGCAUAUGGGCGUACAGUGAGGUACAUUUGAUGAAGACUUGAUUUUCAAUUAGUAGAUGUAGGUUAGUUAAAGCUUAAUUUAAAAAAAUAUAUAUCUACAUUUGUCAUGGCAAGUAGUAGACUACAUUGGUUCCAAUUGGUUUUGUUUUCCUUGUCACUAAAUUAUCACCAAAAUAUUCUCUUAAUGCUCAGACAAAAUAAACGCACCUCAAUAUAUAUACAGGUUUGUAAGCAUAGUCAAGAGCUCAAGGAGUUCUGAAGAGGUUGGUCACUCUGUUAAUUUAGGUGCAGUGGGAUAUUUUUAUUAUAAUAAAACACGUCAGAGAAAAUUCCCAUCUCUUAAAAAUAUCAACAGCAAAGCAAAAACGGAUAAUACACAAAGGCGGGCUCUCGGUUUUGUACAUAUAAUCUACAAGUCUCUAAAUGUGCACGUGCAGUCAGCCAAAGAUGCAUCGACCCCCACCCUGGCUCUCGCAAUUUUAUCUGGCAAUACUUAGUAAAAUAAGUCUGUAUGUAAUGGGUAUUGUGAUCAGUGGAUCUAUUUUCCGCUGUAUCAACGUCAGGAUAAAUAAAA